Messenger RNA from Cladophialophora psammophila CBS 110553, 2682 nucleotides. RefSeq lists its product as uncharacterized. The transcript is spliced from 2 exons. Gene Ontology annotation, biological process: mismatch repair. Gene Ontology annotation, cellular component: mismatch repair complex. Gene Ontology annotation, molecular function: ATP hydrolysis activity; ATP binding; ATP-dependent DNA damage sensor activity. The record is from RefSeq and is a predicted model, not a curated record. NCBI's taxonomy places the organism in Eukaryota, Fungi, Ascomycota, Eurotiomycetes, Chaetothyriales, Herpotrichiellaceae. Bases 1 to 2682 code for a protein of 893 amino acids.
AUGGCCGAAGGUCGUUUUCGAAUCAGUCCACUUCCUAACGAAGUUUGGAAAAAGGUCUCAUCUUCCUUCGAAAUCACCUCUCCAGAGCAUGUCGUCGAGGGUCUGAUGAGAAAUGCUUUGGACGCCGAUGCAUCCACAAUUGUUAUUGAAGCGGAACUGUCAAAGGGUUGUCUCUCAGUCUGCGAUAAUGGAAGCGGGAUCAACGAGGUGGAGUUCUCAGAGCAAGGCUACCUAGCCAAACUCCACUGCUCUUCCAAACUCAACGAAUCGGAUCCUACGUACGGUCGCUAUGGUCGUUUCUUGUCGAAUCUCUCCUUUCUGUCUUUGUUGUCUAUAGCCUCUGAACAUCGAUCUGAACCGUUUGCAAAUCGAUUGAUCCUACACCGUGGUGAUGUGAUCUGUCGCCAGCUGCGACUCAACAAAGAGGAGGUGGGGAUUGUGCGACAAGGUACAGUUGUUACAGUCCACAAUCUAUUCGGCGAUAUGCCAGUCCGGUCCAAACAGUUGUCGCUGCGCUAUUCUUCUUCGGCCGAGAUUGAAAGAGCUUUUAGCCGGAUAAAGGAAAUGCUUGUUGGGUAUGUGCUUGCACAGCCUCGCACAGUUGAAGUACGAUUUUCCGUCAAAGGUGAAAGACAGCACAGCCUCUAUUGCUGCUCUCCUACGUCGAGUAAAGGCCAUUUCUCACUCGAGUCGACUAUAUCAACGCUAUUCCAAGCUAAGCUCGUGUCAUCUCUUGACACCAAGAAAUGGCGCUCAGCAUCUGUUCGCACGAGCCACUUCUGUAUUCGUGCCGCUAUCUCAAUCGAACCAUCCCCGUCCAAGACAACCCAGUUCAUCUCUGUCGGAAAGUUCCCAAUCCGGAGGGGGCAUGGAAUUAACUGUUUGUUUGACACCAUUGAUAGGCUUUGUCAGGAUUCGAGCUUUGGGUAUUUGGAUCUCGAGCCUAGUAUCUCGUGUGACGAAACCCGAGAUCGGAUAUUCCAAGACAAGACUACGCAGUGCGCCAAUCUGCAAAAGUGCGUGGAUAGAUGGCUUAUGUUCCACAUUCAAAUCGACCCAAGAUCCGGGGAAUUUUCACGAUCGCUCUGGGUUGAACAGUCUUCGGCAGAGAUGCUACCCGUCAUUGAUCAUUUGACCAGGGCAGUCGAGUCAUUGGUCUCCAAUUUCCUAGCAAUAUAUGGACACUUGGCCGGUGCGGAAAGAAGCAGGUCGAGAACGGGACACGGUCGAACUAAACAUGAAGAGGAUUCUUGCCACCGACUGCAUGUUGGGGAGACCGCUUCUGGAAACUCGCACCUUGCAACUGAGGCUCGGUAUCUGAGCCACUGGCACCGCGUGAAGAGUGCUCAACCUUCAAGCGAAGAUUUUCGCUAUGGCUUGGGCUCGAGAAAGUCGGACAAUCUUUACUGCAUAUCCAUGCAAGCGUCCAAUGGAUGUCCGUCGUCCGGCACCCUCCGCGUUGAUGAUCUGGACCUUGGUGCUACAACCCGCGAGAUCCAAUUCGAGACUGAAAAGGAAACUGCCGCCGUCCUCCCUUGGAUCAACUCGCGCAAUGGCCAGGUCGUUUACCUCCACCCUCGCACCGGAGCAGCCAUGCCUGUGUCUGCUCUAGACCUUGCACAUUUAGAUCGAAGUCGCGGAUGUUCUACGCCAAUACAGAACCAGACCUCUACUUCUUCUAAUGACAGUGAUGGCAAAAGGCCGCGAGCGAAAUCGACACUCAACUUACACAGAUAUCUGCGAAGGAGCUCCCUCAAUCAACCUGAGGCGCCAAUCGCUUGCAGCAUGUCCGAGGAGGUUCUGGGUGUAUCUCGCAGACAUGCCGGCGCCGGACGACAGAGUAACACUAUUCUUGACUCACAAUCCGUCAUGAAAGGCUCUCUUUCCAAUGCAAUCGUUGUCCAGCAAGUCGACCGAAAAUUCAUCCUUGCCCUUCUCGCUAUUCAAGAUGAGCACGACCCAUAUUCGGCGGAGAGGGGGGAGAGGAGACUUCUCAUCCUGAUCGACCAACAUGCCGCUGACGAAAGAGUUAGAUUCGAAAAGUUAUGUGGCGACUUCUGCAAGCGCACCUCAACAAACCUCACCAAACCACUGAUCUUCGAGGUUGACGAAACGGAGGCCAAACUUCUGGAAGAGCAAAAAGAUUAUUUUCGGGGAUGGUGCGUCAGCUAUUACAUUGUUGAAAAUCCACAAGCAGAGCAAACUUCAGCAUGUUCGCGCCGCCUUCAUACCUGGAGAGUAGAGGUCACGGAAUUGCCGGACCUCAUCAUUGAACGUUGUCGCGCCGAGCCGAAGCUUUUGGUUCAUAUCAUGAGAAGCGAGAUAUGGUUAGGUGGUGCGCCGCGUCGUUCCCCGCUAUCCCAUCUCCCUGAGUCAGAUGCAACGUCUUGGUGGUCCGCCAUUGGGGACUGCCCGAGAGGAAUGAUCGAGAUGCUUAAGUCUCGAUCAUGCCGUACGGCGGUGAUGUUCAACGAUCAUUUGGACUCAAAGCAAUGCCGCGAACUUGUGCAAAGACUAUCUCAAUGCACCUUCCCUUUCCAAUGUGCUCACGGACGACCCACGUUAACAGUGCUGGCAGACCUUGAUUGUGGGGAUCAUUAUGGCUCCAGCAUGGGUGCAAAUAUUGAUCCCAGCAUUGGCGCACUCGGAUUUGGCGAUGCAUGGAGAGCUUGGGUCAAGUAG